Messenger RNA from Haliotis rubra (blacklip abalone), 2903 nucleotides. Its product is annotated as alpha-N-acetylglucosaminidase-like. Lineage: Eukaryota; Metazoa; Mollusca; Gastropoda; Lepetellida; Haliotidae. Bases 127 to 2496 code for a protein of 789 amino acids. The record is from RefSeq and is a predicted model, not a curated record. The transcript has 22 exons.
UACCAUCAGUAUGUAAGUGUAAUAUGUUUCUGAUUAUUUCUCAAUAAUUUUUAUCUCCCCUUAUAAAAUGCACGCUUGCCACCUGAGGUGAGUAAGGUGGAUGCUGCGUUAGAGAGUAUUUUAGUUAUGUCACGGUGUGUCCUCUGUAGCUCCAUUGCUUUUCAUUUGUAUGUCAAAACCCAAAUUAAUGCUAUGAAGCAAGUUCUUCAAUGUUAUUCAGAGUUCUCUACCCUGAAUCAUAUACGGAGCAAGACGCCAUAUGAUGUCCAGUCAACAGCUGCAGGUGACCUCAUCUCAAGGGUCAUCGGUAACAGGUCUUCUGACUUCCUGGUCUCGGUGGAUCCCAGUAUAGGGCCGAAGAACAGGGACACAUUCAAGUUGGUGUCAAAUGGCGUCAAGCUGUCCAUCACAGGGACCAGUGGUGUGGCGGUUGCCAUGGGCUUCUAUUAUUACCUCAAGUACUAUUGUGGGGGACAGUACACCUGGGCGGGGCAACAGGUCGCCCUGCCUGCGGUGCUCCCAGCCAUUGCAUCUCCUGGAAAAACAGUCACUUCCAAUGAUCAGUUUCGGUACUACCAGAACGUUUGUACAGUCAGUUACUCCUUCGCCUGGUGGGACUGGACCAGAUGGGAGAGAGAGAUUGACUGGAUGGCCAUGCAGGGUAUCAACCUACCAUUGGCCUUCACUGGACAGGAGGCCAUGUUCCAGAGGGUGUACAUGGCGAUGGGCUUCACUAAUGAGGACAUGGCGUCACACUUUGGUGGACCAGCAUUUCUAGCAUGGGCCAGAAUGGGAAAUAUACAUGGUUGGGGAGGCCCAUUGCCCCAAACCUGGAUAGACGGUCGGCUGAUACUCCAACACAAGAUUCUGAAAAGGAUGAGGUCACUUGGUAUCACUCCAGUCCUGCCUGGGUUUGCCGGCCAUGUUCCUGCUGCCAUUACAAGGGUGUUCCCCCAGGCUAAUGUCACAAGGCUUGGUGGAUGGUCCAACUUCCGUCAGAACUACUCCGAAACCUAUCUGCUGGAUUUCAAUGACCCCUUGUUUGCAAAGAUAGGUGGCAGUUUCAUCAAGGCGAUGGAAUAUGAAUUUGGCGUUGACCACAUCUACAAUGCUGACACCUUCAAUGAAAUGUCACCAAAGUCAAGUGACCCAGCUUACUUGGCCUCAGCUGCUAAAGGAGUCUACAAUGGAAUGUUGGCAGGCGACACUCAAGCUAUCUGGCUGAUGCAGGGCUGGCUGUUCAUGUCCCAGGGGUUCUGGAAGCCCCCUCAGAUCAAGGCCCUCCUCACUGCAAUACCACAGGGCAAGAUGAUCAUCCUUGAUCUCAUAUCAGAGUUAGACCCCAUCUACUCCCGCACAGAGUCCUACUAUGGUCAGCCAUUCAUUUGGUGUAUGUUGCACAACUUCGGGGGCACCAUGGAGCUGUACGGAGCCCUAGACAAGGUCAACAAGGGUCCAUCCACGGGCCGCUCCUUCCCUAACACCACCAUGGUGGGCACAGGUCUCACCCCAGAGGGCAUCAACCAGAACGAGGUCAUGUACGAGUUCAUGAACGAACAGGCGUGGAGGCCAGGACCUGUUAAUCUGGAUGAUUGGAUCGACAGCUACCAGAAACAGCGAUACGGUGGAGGAGACAAGUACACCUCUCUGGCCUGGUCUCUUCUGAAGUUGAGUGUAUACAACUGCUCUGACAUCCAUCGGGAGCACAGUACUAAUGUCCCUAUAACUACACGGCCGAGACUUGUACCUGAACUUGCACCAGAUAUAUGGUAUGAUCCAGAGCAGCUGUACCAGGCAUGGGACAACAUGGUCCUGGCCUCAAAGACUCCAGCACUAGGGAACAACUCCCUGUUCACGUAUGACCUUGUGGAUGUGACCCGCAACAGCCUACAGAUCCUCUCCUCCAUGUACUACCACGACAUCAUCGCCGCCUACAACACAACCAACACCUCACAGCUCCAAAUAGCAGGCCAGAAGAUGAUUGACCUUCUGAGUGACCUUGACACACUUCUUGCCUCUGAUGGUCACUUCCUGUUGGGCAAAUGGACUGAAGCGGCUCGGAAGUUUUCUCUUGAUGUAAAUGAUACAAUCUUGUACGAUCUCAACUCACGGAAUCAGGUGACGUUGUGGGGCCCGACUGGACAGAUCAGGGACUAUGCAGCCAAACAGUGGUCUGGCCUGAUAAACAAGUACUACAAACCAAGAUGGCAGCUGUUUGUUGAUAGUUUAGUCAACUCCACUAAAACUGGCAAACCUUUCAACAAUGUGGAGUACGACCAGGCAGCAUUCUCCACGGUGGAGCUUCCAUUCUCCAAUGACCACACAUCCUUCCCUACCACUGUUACAGGAAGUUCCGUGGAUCUAGCUGCCAAAUUCCACCAGAAGUAUCGGUCAGAAACUAAGUCCAAGUUCUUUUCCCAGUUCCCAAGAAAGUUUGACAGAAAUACUGCCUUCUCUAAAUUGCAAGCAAGACAAUGGGGGCGGGCUCUUGCUUAAUGAGCAUGAGGUUGUAAAUACAUCACCCCCAAAUUGCCCUAACUUCGUCAUGUAUGACGAUACAAUUUUAUUGGUUGGUGGAGAUGUGGAAUGGAGACUUUGAGGCUCUCGUAAGAUCACAAAUGUGUGCAAGAUUUUCAUCACUAUAAAGAAGGAUAUUUUUGUAAUAAAUUUUACAACACCAUUUUUCAUCUCGUCAGGCUUAAAGAUGACAUUCUACUUCCACUUCCACAGAUCAGCCAAGGGAUAUAUGUGAUUUCCAUGAAAGGGUAACACUUGAAGUAGCUUGUUUCUCAUGAAAUAUUAAUUACACUGAAAACACCUUGGUACAUAUGAGUGUCAUUUACUGUCAAGAAGCUUGUUAUUACCUGUGUAAUACUCAAAAAUCACAAAUGUAUCUCGAGGUU